Trichomonas vaginalis G3 is the source of this 657-nucleotide messenger RNA. RefSeq names its product ribonuclease inhibitor domain-containing protein. Bases 1 to 657 code for a protein of 218 amino acids. The transcript has a single exon. Lineage: Eukaryota; Parabasalia; Trichomonadida; Trichomonadidae. The record is from RefSeq and is a predicted model, not a curated record.
AUGUUAACAACGAUUGCAUUCCAUCAAAUUUUAGUCAAGCCUUUACAUUUGAGCUCAUAUGAUCUUAGUGGCGACAAUGUGAUGACUAUCACAAGCGACGCUGAUUAUAAAAUAGACACAUUUAAUAAAAUUAUUGAGAAAAAUGUACAAAAGUUCAUCAUUAGCUCAUCAGCAUCAGUAAAAACAUUCAAUGGGUUUAACUGUAUUACAGAAUUGGAGAUCCAAUCAAGCUCUUCGACCGAGAUACCAGAAAAAAUGUUCUUUGGAAGCAGUUUUAUUCAAAAGGUCACCCUUCCAUCAAAUAUAAAAUCUAUCAAAGAUUACGCAUUCGCUUUUUCAUCAAUAUCAGACAUAAAUCUUGCAGCUAUUACUUCCAUUGGAAACAACGCCUUUGAAGGCUGUCAUAAGUUAACGUCAAUCUCUUUCGAUCAAGAUCCUGAAUUUGGUGAAUAUGCAUUUUCCGGAUCAGGAAUUACUUCAAUUAGAUUGAAAAAUUGUCCACAGUUUUUAUGCAGCAACUGCUUAAGCCUUACUGAAAUUACAGUAUUACAAACUUGUAUAGCUAUUGAAAGCAACGCAUUUGCAUAUUGCACACAACUAUCGACACUUAAUUUUGAGGCAGGAAUUACAAUGCUAUCAAUAAGUGAAUUUGCAUGA